AUGCGACCGCGUCAAGGAGGCGCCUUCUCGUUCAAGGCUAACGCUUUGGCGCCACAGAUUUAUUAUCGAAUAUCGCCGAAUGUCACCAACUUCUCGCAUCGUCUUUUGCCGCUCAGGGUCCAACUUGAUGCACUGCGUGAUGCCUGUCCAGAAAACCCGGUUUUCAUUCAUCUAUUCAGCAAUGGUGGGGUUCAUAAGUGUGCCCAUCUUUUGCGUGCAUACAAGGAGACUACCGGCGAGGCGUUACCGGUGUCUUCGAUGCUGUUGGACAGUGCUCCUGGAGUCGCAACAGCUGAGUCAGGCAUGAAAGCUUUAUCUUUCCAGCUGCCAGAGAACCCGAUCCUACGACUGUUUGGCAAAGCCGCACUAUGGCUUUUUCUGAAUGGAAUCCAGAUAAUCGCUACCUUGGCUCGCAUCCCUAAUCCCAUGGACGUUGCGCGGGCCAUGAUAAAUGACAGGUCCCUUUUCAAGCCCUCGGCUAAGAAGGGGUUGAUUCGUUGCUACAUCUACUCUGAUAACGACACCAUUGUCAAGCCUCAUGAAGUAGAAGAGCACAUCAAGGACUCUGAGGCUGCGGGCAUUGUUGUUAGAAAGGAGAAAUUCCACGACACCCCGCAUAUAACUCAUAUGAUUAUGGACCCCGACCGAUACUGGGGCAUUGUGUAA
Messenger RNA from Penicillium chermesinum, 666 nucleotides. RefSeq lists its product as uncharacterized. The coding region runs from base 1 to 666 and encodes 221 amino acids. NCBI's taxonomy places the organism in Eukaryota, Fungi, Ascomycota, Eurotiomycetes, Eurotiales, Aspergillaceae. The record is from RefSeq and is a predicted model, not a curated record. The transcript has 4 exons.